This is a messenger RNA of Capsicum annuum, 660 nucleotides long. RefSeq names its product 14 kDa proline-rich protein DC2.15. Lineage: Eukaryota; Viridiplantae; Streptophyta; Magnoliopsida; Solanales; Solanaceae. Bases 89 to 523 code for a protein of 144 amino acids. The record is from RefSeq and is a predicted model, not a curated record. The transcript has a single exon.
CAUUUCAAUCAUCAAGCAAACAGCAUUUUCGCUACUUAUUAAUUAGCCACAUUCAAUUGUUUGAAGUGCUAAUUAGUAACUUUGAACAAUGGCUAAGCUUGGUGCAUCAUCAGUUGCCCUUGUUCUUACAUUGAACAUUCUUUUCUUCACUAUGGUUAGUUCCACUAAUGUCCCAUGCCCACCACCCCCACACCCUAAACCCCACCCCAAGCCCCACCCUAUCCCUACACCCUCCACCCCCUCCACCCCAUCAUCAAAGGGUAAGUGCCCAAAGGACACACUAAAGCUAAAAGUGUGUGCCAAUUUGUUGAAUGACUUAUUGCACCUUGUUAUUGGAGGUAGCCCAGCCAAGACUGAAUGUUGCUCUCUAAUUGGAGGACUUGCUGACGUUGAUGCUGCUCUUUGCCUUUGCACUGCUAUUAAAGCCAAUGUGUUGGGAAUUAAUCUCAACGUUCCACUUUCUCUCAGCUUGUUGCUCAACAACUGUGGCAAAUAUGCCCCGAAGAACUUCCAAUGCGCAUAAUGCAAAUUUCCAAUUCAUAUUUAGUACUUUGUUUGAUGUGUUUGGUGUUUUGUAUGCUUGUACUACUACUAGUUGCGUUCUUUUCAUUGUAUCCAAUUUUCUCAAAAUAAAUGUUAUCUUUUGAAGUUUACAUGUAA